Octodon degus (degu) is the source of this 1210-nucleotide messenger RNA. RefSeq names its product ALG5, dolichyl-phosphate beta-glucosyltransferase (gene Alg5). Lineage: Eukaryota; Metazoa; Chordata; Mammalia; Rodentia; Octodontidae. The record is from RefSeq and is a predicted model, not a curated record. Gene Ontology annotation, cellular component: endoplasmic reticulum membrane. The coding region runs from base 76 to 1050 and encodes 324 amino acids. The transcript is spliced from 10 exons.
AGGCGGCUGAGGCGCUUCCGCGUGUGUGUAGGCGCGGGAUAGGGCGGGCGGCGGUGGCGGCGGCCGGCGUGGAGGAUGGUGCCGCUACUGCUGCAGCUCGCCGGGCUCGGUGCGGCGCUGGCCGCCGCGGGCCUCGUUCUGAUCUCCAUUAUUGCAUUUGUAACUGCUACAAAAAUGCCAUCACUUCUCCGACACGAAGAAGAGAAGUUCUUCGUAAAUGCCAAAGGCCAAAAGGAAACUUUACCCAGUAUAUGGGACUCACCUACCAAGCAGCUUUCUGUUGUUGUGCCUUCAUACAACGAAGAAGAACGGUUGCCUGUAAUGAUGGAUGAAGCCCUGGACUACUUAGAGAAGAGACAGAAGCAUGAUCCUGCUUUCACUUACGAGGUGAUAGUAGUUGAUGAUGGCAGUAAAGACCAGACUUCAAAGGUAGCUUUUAAAUAUUGCCAGAAAUAUGGAAGUGACAAAGUACGAGUGAUAACACUAAUGAAGAAUCGUGGAAAAGGUGGCGCUAUUAGGAUGGGUGUAUUUAGUUCUCGAGGAGAAAAGAUCCUUAUGGCAGAUGCUGAUGGAGCUACAAAGUUUCCGGAUGUUGAGAAAUUAGAAAAGGGACUAAAUGAUCUGCAGCCUUGGCCUGAUCAAAUGGCUAUUGCAUGUGGAUCUCGAGCUCAUUUGGAAAAAGACUCCAUUGCUAAGCGUUCUUACUUCCGUACCCUCCUCAUGUGCGGGUUCCACUUUCUGGUGUGGUUCCUUUGUGUGAAAGGAAUCAGGGACACACAGUGUGGGUUCAAAUUACUAACCAGAAAAGCAGCUUCAUGGACAUUUUCAUCUCUGCACAUUGAAAGAUGGGCAUUUGAUGUAGAACUGCUCUACAUAGCACAGCACUUUAAAAUUCCAAUAGCAGAAAUUGCUGUCAACUGGACUGAAAUUGAAGGUUCAAAAUUAGUUCCAUUUUGGAGCUGGUUACAAAUGGGCAAGGAUCUACUUUUUAUACGACUUCGAUAUUUAACUGGUGCCUGGAGACUUGCGCAAACUAGGAAAAUGAAUUAGGUUGUUCACAGUCUGAUUGUACUCUUUUGCAUCAAUGGAACAUUUCAUUUGAAUUUAAAAUUUUAAAUAAAGCAGGAAUAAACCUGUCAUUGUCUGCCUUUUGAUAAUUUUUAAGACUCAACUAACAUAAUAAUUAAAAUGUUUUUAUAUCUUUUGGUAU